AUUUGGUAUUAAGGUACUUCCUGUCGUGUCACCGGUCAUGAAAUUUUCAUUGAAAUUGAAUAUUAUCGUAAAUAUACACUGUUAGCCUACUGCAUACCUAAUACUUACAGAACCCUUCAUUAUGUCCAGUAUGUUAGGGGCACGACCGGAAGGUACAGAUGGAAGUGACCACUGGCACAGAGAAAGUAUUGCAUGGCAGUAUAGACUCAGUUCAAUUAAUAAAUCCAGACUAAAAUUUGAUAUUUUCCUCCAAAUGCUGUUGGGUUUCUUGAUGUUUAUGAGACUUCUUCCAGCUUUAUCAGCAUUAUUUGGUUUUUCAUUUCAAAGCCUGCGAAGAUGGGACCUUCCAGCACCAAGACCCUGGGAAUAUGCUUGGAUCAUUAGCAUUAGUGCAGCAGUCCUAGGCUGGCGUUCAACAUCUUAUAACAAAUCAUUUCUACUUAAACAAUACAUGUUAGGAACUGUUGUUUUUGGACUCUUUCCAGUACUGUUUGGUUUUAUUGAUGUUAGUAAUGACUUGUAUGUCUAUAUUACAGAAAGAAAGUACACUUAUGUUAUGUUUAGUUUUCCAGCAAUUCUAUUAUGGUCAACUUUCUUAUUUAUAGCUGCUCAACUUCAUGUCUUUGGUCUCUAUUUCUCCUCUGUCCUUCUGAAAGCAUGGAAACCUCGAGGAAAGAAAGUUCAGUAGAUUAAGUAAAUGAUUUAAGAAUGCUUUAUUUAGUUGUUGUAUUUGCUGUGUUCAUGCAUGAGUGACAAGGAUGGAUUGAUUCAAUGGUUUGAUUUUGACAAUGUUCAGAAAUCCACCAUUGCUCACUGCCCUGGAAAUCAAUCAUUAUACUGCAUUUACAGAUUUUCUUAAAUGUAUGCACUAUCCUGAAGAGAGUAUUUGUGG
Molecule: messenger RNA, 892 nt
Organism: Lottia gigantea (owl limpet)
Lineage: Eukaryota; Metazoa; Mollusca; Gastropoda; Lottiidae
Exons: 2
Coding region: 122-688 (188 amino acids)
Biological process (GO): endoplasmic reticulum organization; vesicle-mediated transport
Cellular component (GO): endoplasmic reticulum membrane
Source: RefSeq, a predicted model, not a curated record